Symbiodinium pilosum is the source of this 1944-nucleotide messenger RNA. The record is from the annotation of a GenBank genome assembly. NCBI's taxonomy places the organism in Eukaryota, Dinophyceae, Suessiales, Symbiodiniaceae.
AUGGCAGCCGGAAGCGAUGAUGUGGUGGCAGGCUUUCUUAGCCUUGGUGACCUAGGAGGACUACAGAAAUUUACACCGGCCAACUUCGACUGGACUCGCAUGAUUGGGGAUCCCCCGCAGCCUCCGCUAGUGAUGUUGGUCUGCGAGAGAUUCAUCCACCAAGUCCCAGCAAGUUCCUUCUUGAAGUGUGCGGAGUGGUUGAUUCGGUGUGGAGCAGACCCUGAGCAACCUGCGCCUGACACGGAGGAGAUUUCCUAUAGUGCGUGGAGCGAGAGCGAAUCGGACGCUACGAUGAUGACUAUUGACUUUGCAAAUAAGUCUGCGAUUGCAGCAGCUUUUGAAUGCAUACGUGCCAUGCGGGAAGGCAAAGGCGGUGCGGAUUGGUCCUCUGAUAUAAAAUGCAUGGAAGGCUUUGUCAAGCUGGCUGCACGUACAGCUGGCGCAAAGAGCCAAAAGGUAGCCGUGCAUCACACCGUCCUUGAUCUCUGGGAGACCUUUAGGAGCAUGACCUCCACACACGACUUGCUUUUUGAAACGGCGGAUGGCGAAGUAUCUGCCCAUGAGCAAAUACUUACGGCCGCAUCUCCCGUGCUGAAGGCCAUGCUGGAGUCCAUCAUGAAAGAGGGUUCAAGCAAGCGCAUUCAAAUCAAGGAUUCCUCGGAAUCUGGCGUCUCGCUCUUCCUAGAUAUGCUUUACACUGGCUCCACCUUCAACGACCCCGACUACAAGUCCAUGUUGGUGGCUUUGGAUCUUGCGCACCGAUGGCAGGUGGAUGGCAUUGUGGAUAUGCUGUUGGGCGCCCUACCCGACUUGAUCACAGUUGAUAGCUUCGUGGCCAUUGCGGAAUCUGCGGUUCUCAAGGGCCUGGAGUCACUGAAGCGGGCUUGCGCUAGCUAUGGGGCACACAACGAAGAGGUACAGAUCAUGUUGAAGAAUGGCACUCUUCCUAAAGCUGUGCAGAAGCUCCUGGGGGCAUCUGGGCAGGCGGAAGAAGACGCAGGCCGCAAGAAGAAACGAAGGGUUGAUGAAGUGGUGGAAGGUUUCCUCCUGCUUGGUGACCUGGAAGGAUUAAAGAAAUUCACACCAAGCGAUUAUGACUGGACAGGCCUACUCGGGAAGCUCAAGCUGCCUCCGCUGGUCUAUCUGGUUGGAAAGAAAUUCAUAUCCGCGUUGAGCGCAGAUUCCUUCCUGCAACUCGCUGAAUGGAUAAUACGUUCCGGUGCAGACCCUCAGCAGGCAGCGCCCAUCCAAUCCAAAAGCAUGCAUCGCGCGUGGGUCCAAUCGAAGCAAGAGGACACGCUAAUCUCAGUUGACUUAGCGGGGCAGUCCGCAAUAUCAGCGGCCUUCUUAUGCAUGCGUGCCAUGCGAGAAGGGAUGGGCGAUGCAGACUGGUCAGAACAAAUCACGGACAUGGAAAAGUUCCUCUCAGUGGCUACACGCCACUGGGUCUCAUUCAGCAAGACAGAUCAUGCGGCGCAGAAUAUGACCUCCACCCACAACUUGAUCUUUGAAACUGCAGGAAGGGAGGUAUCAGCUCAUGAGCACAUGCUUCUGCUCGCAUCUCCCAUGCUGAAUGCCAUGCUGCAGUCCAUAAUGAAGGAUAUACUUUACACGGGCUCCACCUGCAAUGACCCCGACUACAAGUCCAUGCUGACGGCACUGGAUUUGGCCCACCGAUGGCAGGUGAGUUCCAUUGUCGAUAUGCUGUUGGGCUCGCUGCCGAAAAUGAUCACCACCAACAGCUUCGUUGAAAUCGCGGAAGCUGCCGCGCUCAAAGGUUUAGAGCCGUUGCAGAAGGCGUGCCUUCGCUUUGCGGCCAAGGAUGAAACAACCCAAUCCAUGCUCAAGAAUGGCAGCCUCCCCACGGCCGUUCAGAAGCUCUUGGGAGUUUCAACGAUGGAAGAAGAUGAGCCCAACAGGAAGAAGAAGCGAGUUACCUUCUGA